AUGUUUGAGGAGCCGUACAGACACUAUGUCCGGCACCAAAAGAACAGAAAAGGCAACAAGCUCCGUUAUCUUGUUGAAAACCUUACCCACACACGGCUUCUCCGGCAGUUGGAGUCGGAUCUUUCGGUGACUCUUCUGCCCGAAACAAAAGCCCGCCUAAUACACCGCAUCAAGGAAGAAGAUGCCAAAAAAUAUCUUCCUGAAGAAACUUAUGAACAGUGGUAUCCGCGUUUGCCCGAGACAGCAGAGCUGCAGAAGAAACACAAGACAGAAGACUUUGACUUGUCGCUCCGACAAACAUUGAUUCACGAACUACGAAGUGCACAAACAGAAACAACAGAUGCAGUAGAACCAGCAACAAGAGGCACAGAGGCAGAAGCAGGGGCAGAAGCAGAGGCAGAGGCAGAAGCAGCGGAUUCAAGCAUAGAAACAGACAUCCGUACAGACUAUAUCUCAGAUGCUAUGGACACGUCUGAAUCAGACGAGAGUUCUGACGAGGAAGCUGAUCUUUCCGACAAGACGACCGACCUGGCUUAUGACGACGAGUUAGAUGGAGAUGCUCUUUACGCCUGCAAAAAGGCUCGUGUCUGGGACCAUUCGUUUGACCUGGUCCAAAGCUGGUCUCGGAAACAGUACACGCUCCGAAAAUGGGGCCUCGAGCCUCUAGGACAGAACGACGGCGCAAACAAAUAUUCCAUACGACACCAGCAUACGCAAUCCAUCAAUGCGCUUCUUCAUAUCAACAUGAUGAGAGAGAAAUGGGACCUAGCAUACAAAUUGUUCUGUGUUCUUGUGCGGCUCAAGCAAGUCGACGUUCGUUUGGUGUGGCCAUUAGGAGUGGAAAUCUUGCUCCAGCGCCGAAAGCAGCUCGAACUAACAGGCUCUACCUCAAAACUAGAUAUGCUCAAGGCUCAGAGCUUUUUGGAGUGGCUUAUGCAGAUUUAUCCUGUUUUCCGUUUCAACACCAUUUCCCACAACUCAAAUAUGGGCCCUGUUUUCCGUUCAGGGUCCACAACGCACGCUCCAAUGUUUGUUGUUUCUUUGUUGUGGCAGCUUUUGGUUGAGCGCAAGUAUCUCAAACUUCGUGAGACACUAGACGAAUUGUUGAUGACGCCCCCAUAUUCUUCCGAGGGUCUCUUCUAUCUCAUAUCAGCCUACUGCAGCUUGGCAGAAAACAUUCAUUUGGCGUCACUAUAUUCGAAUUUCGAUCAGUCCCCGGAUUUCCCUGCCGAAGAUGACCAGUUGGGAGACUUGGCUGAUGAUAUUAUGCUUAUUGGAUCCAAAGAAACAAUCAAAGCGAGAAUCUUGGAAAACCAUACACGAGUGCGGUUAUUGCUCGAGUCUUGUGACAAGUACAACUUUGAGUACCCGAAGGACAUCAUCAAAGCAGAAAUUGAAGGUAUUGCAUCGAUUCUAAAAGGCGAGAGCGAUUUUGUUUCGCUUGUUGAUUCUUUCAAAACUCCAGAAGCCGCCAAAUCUGAAUUUGCUCUUGUAAAUGGCCGUUUGAUACCUCAUCUGCCUGGCUCAAGAGCCAUACCGCCGCAAUUUCUCUCUCGUGUGAUUUGUGGCAAAUCCAAGAAAGCGAAAAAACAGUCAUGGGUCUGGUUUUGGUGCACGCUUUCCAAGGACGGCAAAGAUGCCAUUUGUGAUAUCUGCGGCCAAAUUUUGCGUCGUCCGUCUAGUUCCACGAUCCUGUUGAGCCGCCAUAUCAAGACACAUGGAAUCACGGAAGAGAGCUUUAGCGACAAAAAAAUCUCUCUUCUCAAGAAAGAUGUGGAGGCUUUGCUUCCGUCUCAAGCUCCACCUGUUGCUGAAAACGGGACUCCUCGCGUUCUAGAUUGGAGUGCUGUGACUCGGCGAAAGGCAAAAAAUGCUCGUCAGAAAGAAGGACGAUUCAAUAACUCUCAAAAAACCCUUUCGGAAGAAUCAGCAGCUCCUGUGGGACUUUUGCCAACGGAAGAUAAUGUCUCUGCCUCAGACGACCUGGAUGCUGAUUCGGACCACGCAGACUUGAAUAUGAACAUGUCUGGAGAUCGAAGGACAUCAGUCGAAGAAGGCAACAUGUACCAAAAUGUUGAAGUGGGACAAGAGGGGAGAACCAAUGCUAUUUCGGAGCAAAUAAAUGAUACAAUUACCCUGGUCCCAAGAACGAAAAUCUCUCCGAAGAGUUCGCCCGUUCCACCUGGCUUAAAAAAGUCGCCUAUUUCGGACAAGCAUUUGCAUUCUGCGUGUUUGCCUGCCACUAAUGUUUCUACCAAUGUAUUCGAAUCUCCAAAUAUGGGUUCAGAAGAGCAGGCCUCUCCCGAAUCCACGCAUGGAUAUGAUUCUGGGAAAGCAAAAUCAAAACAAUCAAGUUUUGUUGCGAAGUAUACUGAAGGCUUUAGCAUGCAUGAAAGUCUGGAAAGUGAAGAAGAUGACUUGCAAUUCUUUGCUAACUCCAAAAGCCAGUUUCUGCACCAGAAAAUAUUCAGCCCUGACUCGACUUUCGAUAGUCGUUUUGAUGAAGCGGAAGUCAGCAAAAACUUCCACGAAUUUGCGACACAGACCCAGAGGUCACAGAAAAAAGACAAUCUGGAUGGCUCAUCUGAACAGGAAGAUGUUGAAGCCCAGGAUCAUUUGACUUCCUUUGGCUUUGAGAGUAGUCGAGAUGUUUCGGAGAAUAAAGAUGAUAAAUCUUCCGACUUGGAAAACAAUUUUGAAGAUGCCAAUGAUGAAAUGUUUCCCAAUCCACUUGAAGAGGCCAAUCCUGUGCUUUCAGAAAGCGAAGACUACACGGAUCAUUUUGACUCAGCCCUUGAAAGCUUCCCUAAAAGUAAGCAGGAGGAAAUGGAGUUUGAUUUUGACUUUGACUAG
This is a messenger RNA of Clavispora lusitaniae ATCC 42720, 2853 nucleotides long. It is a transcript of the gene RRN11, whose product is annotated as Rrn11p. The record is from RefSeq and is a predicted model, not a curated record. Gene Ontology annotation, molecular function: RNA polymerase I general transcription initiation factor activity; TBP-class protein binding; RNA polymerase I core promoter sequence-specific DNA binding. Gene Ontology annotation, biological process: nucleolar large rRNA transcription by RNA polymerase I; transcription initiation at RNA polymerase I promoter. Gene Ontology annotation, cellular component: RNA polymerase I core factor complex. NCBI's taxonomy places the organism in Eukaryota, Fungi, Ascomycota, Pichiomycetes, Serinales, Metschnikowiaceae.